This is a messenger RNA of Camellia sinensis, 1161 nucleotides long. The record is from RefSeq and is a predicted model, not a curated record. NCBI's taxonomy places the organism in Eukaryota, Viridiplantae, Streptophyta, Magnoliopsida, Ericales, Theaceae.
AAACUAAAGCCGUUGAAUUGACAGUAAAAGCUGGGUAAAGGUUAUUGGACUCAGCGCCUACGGUAUUGUUCACAAAGGUUUUAAUCUUGAGACUAAUCAAAUUGUAGCAAUAAAGAGACUGCAUACUUUUUUUUAACUGCAAAAAUGGUGUCCCAUAUACAACAAUCCUAGAAAUCUUAAUGCUGACAGAGAUGGAUCGCAUAAACAUUGUCAAGUAAGUUAUUUCUUUGGAGUUCUGAUUAAAAAAAAAAACCCAUUAAAAAUCUAAUCAAUGUCUUUGUUUUUUACUUUAUAUAUUUGAUUAUAUACUUUCUUAACAAAAGCUAGGUUAACAGGCUGCUGGAUGUAUGAAGCAAUAUAAAAAAUGAAUGGUAUAUCCAUUUUGAAUAUUUGGACCUUGAUUUGGAGAAAUACAUGGUGGCUUAUCCGGAGAGAUUGUCGCAAUUCACACAUUUUUUUCUCCUCAUAAUGUAAUCGAAACGGAGUGUCCAAAAACUCAAUUAUCAGAUUUGUAAUUUCUCUAGAAUGGAGGUGCUAAUAUUACUUUGCUUCUGUGAGGCAGGAGCAUACAGUGAUCGAGUCAAAGCCUGAUCAUUUUCUGGAUGAUCUCUUGCUAAAUAGCCCAUGGCCUGAGCUGAGAAGCUUACAUCUUAAGUGAGAAGCUGAUUGCAUGUUUAUCAAUGAUAGCUUUGCAGAAACAACUGACUUGAAUGUGGCUGAUUCUGUUGUCUAUAAACACACACCAUAUGUUAUCAUUCUUUUGAAAGUGGCAGAUGAGUGGGCCAAAACUCAUGGUGGAAGCCUUCCAUCAACCAGGGAAGAGAAAAAGGAGUUCAAGGAACUGAUAAGAGCCAGGAUGAGAGCAAUGGAUAAAGACAACUACAAAGAAGCGGUUGAGGCUUCAUUUAAAGUAUUUGCUCCUCGGGGUAUUAGUUCAAAUCUACAGCGUAUAAUUAAUGAUAGUCGUGCUGAUGUUGAUUCUAAUUCAUUUGAUUUUUGGGUGAUGGUGGCAGCUCUAAAGGUAUAUAAUCAUCAUUUUGGUGAAGAUGAUGGAUGACUUGAUGGAAGCUGAAGAGAGUUGUGGAUGAAGUUAUUUUCAGAGAAUUUGGAGAGCACACUGAUUAUUAUUAUUAUUAUUUUUGUAUUGUCAUAUUGUGUUUU